AUGGAAGAGCUAACGUGGACGUUUGCGCAGGAUUUUGUGGUGACUUUCCAAUCCACAAGCACGGAGUUGUCCACGCGUCUCGAGAGUUUGCGUUCGUCCGGAUCCGUUACGCCAGAUGACCUCCAGAAGGCCUCUCAGGAUGUCUCCAAGCUAUCAAAAGAGCUCACGGAUGCGACAGGGAGGCUUCCAAGCUACGAUCAGCGACAAUGUGUUCUGCAACUACAGACACUAGAACGCAAAGUCAACGAUCUGCAGCUGUCUACGAACAAGCCAAAGUUCUCUUUCAAGCGAAAGGCUGUUCAGGGUGCACCCACACCUAUGGCAGAUACCGAGACUCAAAACGUGCACAAGCAACCAACCUCGGACAAGGCUUCUAGCGUCCCAGUCCCCGCUCCCAGCGAUGUCAUGAGUAUACAAUCAUUGUCACACAGGUACCUUGAUACUGGCUUCUGGUCCCCAUCCGAGAAUCGAUCAGAGCUCUCGAUAUCGUCCAUCGAAAACUGUAUCGUGAAUCUCCUGCCUCGUGCUGACCAGGAGCUAUCCCUGUCGGCGGUGCAUGUCGCGCAGCUAUCCGAUAGCAUCCUACUUCUCCCUCAGAUCAAGGGUAGCAUGCUUCUGCACAACAUCAAGAACUGCGUCAUAGUCGCUAGCUGCCAUCAGUUCCGCAUGCAUGACUCAUUCGCCGUUGACGUAUAUCUCAACAUCUCCUCCAACCCCAUCAUCGAAACAAGCAAUAACAUCCGCUUUUCACCCUACCCUGACACGCUUCGCGACCUACUUCCGCACAGCAACCUUCAGCUUCUCGCCCCGAACAGCCAACACCUCGCCGUGCGGGAUUUCUCCCAUAUCCGCGCAACACCGUCGCCACAUUGGCGUGCCUUGCCCGAAGAGCUUCGGGUAACGGACUGGUCGAACGCUGUUCGUGAUGUCGGACAGGUGGAUAGUGUGCUGGCAAGACUUCUGCCUGAUAAAGCCAGUUGA
This is a messenger RNA of Coniophora puteana RWD-64-598 SS2, 981 nucleotides long. Its product is annotated as TBCC-domain-containing protein. Gene Ontology annotation, biological process: tubulin complex assembly; post-chaperonin tubulin folding pathway. Gene Ontology annotation, cellular component: cytoplasm. The coding region runs from base 1 to 981 and encodes 326 amino acids. The record is from RefSeq and is a predicted model, not a curated record. The transcript is spliced from 5 exons. Gene Ontology annotation, molecular function: tubulin binding. Lineage: Eukaryota; Fungi; Basidiomycota; Agaricomycetes; Boletales; Coniophoraceae.